CUUUUAACUACUUCACUUCGCUCCCAAAAAUCAAUCAAUUUAGGGUUUCAAAAUCCCCGCCAAAUUUCCUCCCUUUCCCUUUCUCAUUCUCAGUCACUCCCCUCACUCUGUAAUGUCAAUGGCGAUCGAGAACGAGAAAUCGGAAUCCCCUAUCACCAAAGCUUCGAAGCCUCUUCCUCCUCCUGCUGGUAACGAGAACUUACCGCAGAAGCAACCGUCGAGCCCCACCGCAAGGGAUCGCAUUGUUUCCGUUGCUUCAAACAUUGCAUCUCAGCCUCUUCACUUCUCUGAUCCUCAAGUUUGGGGCGUCCUCACCGCCAUCUCCCACAAUGCCCGUAAAAGGCUCCAGGGAAUUAAUAUUUUACUAACUGCUGAUGAGCACUGCAUUGGCCGAUUGGUGGAUGAUGUGCGAUUCCAGAUUGAUUCGAACAACAUUAGUGCAAAUCAUUGCAGAAUAUACAGGAUGUCGAUUACAAACGAAAAUAUGGUGGACACAACAUCAAUUUUCUUGAAAGAUACAAGCACAAAUGGAACUUAUCUUAACUGGGAGAAGUUAAAAAAGAAUGCUCCUGCUGUCAAAGUCUGCCAUGGUGAUAUUAUAUCGUUUGCUGCUCCUCCUCAGCACGAUCUUACAUAUUCUUUUGUAUAUCGAGAGGUGCUUUUGUCCACCCCCAUGCCAGAUAAUGCAGCUGCUAAGCGAAAAGCGGAGGGAUGUGCCUCUGAAAGCAAGAGAUUGAAAGGCUUAGGCAUUGGUGCCCCCGAGGGUCCUAUUUCUCUUGAUGAUUUUCGAAGCCUUCAAAGAUCAAACACAGAGCUGAGGAGGCAGUUGGAGAAUCAGGUGGUAUUAAUUGAUACUUUGCGUAAUGACAACCGUGUUGCUGCUGAUCGUCAUGAAAGUGAAUUACAAUCAGCCAAGGAGUCUGUUGCAAAAUGUUACCUUGAUCAAUUAAAAGAAUUACAACAAAGUGUAGAUCUAAAACACAAGGAACUAUGCGAUUUUAAUAGAGUAACUGCUGAACAGAAACAUGCCAUCGAAGACCUCAAUGAAAGGCUGAGUGCUUCUAUGCAGUCAUGUGCUGAAGCAAAUACUAUAAUAAGUAGUCAGAAAGUAAAUAUAGCUGAACUCAAGGAACAAUUAGAUGAUGAGCGGACUCAGCGAAAAGAAGAGCGCGAAAAGGCCACAACUGAUCUAAAGGCUGCUGUUUUUAGAGCCCAGUCUGAGGCUCAGGAGGAAUUAAGACGACACACUGAUGCUGCCUUAAGAAGAGAGAGAGAACUACAAGAAACAAUAAAUAAGCUUCAGGAGUCAGAGAGGGAAAGGUGUUUGCUAGUUGAAACCUUGAGGUCCAAACUGGAGGAUACUAGGCAAAAGAUGGUUGUGUCUGAUAAUAAGGUUCGCCAGUUAGAAACCAAAUUGCAUGAGGAGAAGCUGACCACUGCAAAUCAAACAAAGAAAAUAGAAGAAUUUGAAGAGGAAACAAGAAGAUUAAACCAAGAGCUUGAGAGUGAAAAGCAGGCAGCUCGAGAAGAAGCAUGGGCUAAAGUUUCUAUUCUUGAGCUCGAGAUAAAUGCCACAAUGCGGGAUCUAGAAUUUGAGAGGAGGAGGUUAAGAGGUGCCAGGGAAAGACUUAUGCUUCGGGAAACACAGCUACGGGCAUUUUAUUCCACUACUGAGGAAAUACAAGUACUCUUUGCUAAGCAACAGGAGCAAUUAAAGGCUAUGCAGAGAACUCUUGAAGACGAAGAGGAUUACGAGAAUACUUCUGUAGAUAUGGAUGGAGUGAUCGGUGGAACCCCUGGAAGAGAGAGAGAAGUUGCAGGAUACCAUAGCAAAAAUGCUGCAAAGGCAGGAUCAACUACAUCUACACAGAAGCCCAACAGAGAUCAAGUAGAAACCUCAAGCAAUGAAGCUAGUGUCACUGAGAAGCAUGACUGUGAGGUGAGAAGUCAAGAAUGCCAAAAUACACAAGAGUUCCCCAAUGCAGAUCAUGACCAUGAUGUAAGAGGUGGCUUUGGUUCUGAUAUUGAUGGUGCUGGCACAACCGCUAUGAUGGAUGGAGGCGCUGGCGGUACUGAGCGAGUUCUGGGAACUGAAAGUCCUUCAAAUUAUGGCGUAAAGCAUGUUGAUUUGGAUAAAUCUGGUGCUCUAGAUGGGGACACUAUGCAGUGUGAUGAUGAUGAUGUAAAUGUACAAGAAACUGAGGAGCAAGCCCAUGAUCGUGUUUCGCAUCCAUUGCAAUUACAUGAUCCUGCAGACACUGAAAAAGUUAUUGAGGAUACCGAAGUUGGAGGCACAAUCAGAACAGCAGACCUUUUAACUUCCGAAGUUGCUGGCAGCUGGGCUUGCAGUACAGCCCCUUCUGUGCAUGGAGACGAUGAAUCUCCAAGCAGAGACAAUAAUGAAGGUUGUGGUCCAUUGCAUGAUUCAAAUAUUGUGGUGGCUGAGAGUCAGAACACUCGUUCUGAAGAUGCUGCUGCUAGACGGAAUGAGCGGCAAGCACUCCGGGAUAUGAUUGGCAUUGUUGCUCCUGAUUUGAGGGAGAAGUUUGGAGGUUCUGCAUAUAAUUGUGGUGAAAAGCAAGAGAAAGAUGGUAGUUCAACUGACUCAGACACGCAGACUUGUAGCAACAGUGGCAAUGAAGGUAGAAUCAAUGCAGAGGGUGGAACUAUGUCUGAUGAAGAAACUCAGUGUUGUGACCAUGUUGAAGAGAAUGAAAAGCAGGAUGAUGCCAUGGAUGAAGGUGAUGAUGAAGCUACUCAAGAAGAUUGAAUCUCUUGUAUAAAAUAUAAGUCAGGAAACUGUACAUAUUUACAUGGAUCUCUGAAGACAUCUCAUCUCAUCUCACGUAUAUAAAGUGGUUGAUUACCCCUUGCGGUUAUGACUCCCUCUAAUUAUAUUUAAGG
Molecule: messenger RNA, 2904 nt
Organism: Arachis ipaensis
Lineage: Eukaryota; Viridiplantae; Streptophyta; Magnoliopsida; Fabales; Fabaceae
Molecular function (GO): protein binding
Source: RefSeq, a predicted model, not a curated record